This is a messenger RNA of Diachasmimorpha longicaudata, 405 nucleotides long. Its product is annotated as ribosome biogenesis protein BRX1 homolog. The annotation marks the transcript as partial. Gene Ontology annotation, cellular component: nucleolus. Gene Ontology annotation, biological process: rRNA processing; ribosomal large subunit assembly. The record is from RefSeq and is a predicted model, not a curated record. NCBI's taxonomy places the organism in Eukaryota, Metazoa, Arthropoda, Insecta, Hymenoptera, Braconidae. The transcript has 2 exons. Gene Ontology annotation, molecular function: rRNA binding.
GGGAGGAAGAAAAGAGAUCUCUUGAUGUGGUUUUCAAAUGCCAAAAGUGGUCCUUCUGCCAAAUUUGUCCUUGAGAAUAUUCACACAAUGGGAGAAAUGAAAUUGACAGGCAAUUGCCUAAAGGGAUCACGUCCAAUUCUCUCCUUCGAUGAGAACUUCUCCACAAAUCCUCACUACGCCCUCCUGCAAGAGUUGGUCGCCCAGAUAUUUGGUGUGCCCAACAACCACCCCAAAAGCAAGUCCUUCUUCGACCACGUCUACACAUUCAGCGUCCUGGACAACAGGAUAUGGUUCAGAAACUACGAGAUCCUGAGUGAAGAUGGAGGAUUGGCAGAGAUAGGCCCCAGAUUUGUUUUGAAUCCAGUGAAAAUAUUCGCCGGGAGUUUCGCAGGAGAAACCCUCUGG